Babjeviella inositovora NRRL Y-12698 is the source of this 620-nucleotide messenger RNA. RefSeq lists its product as uncharacterized. NCBI's taxonomy places the organism in Eukaryota, Fungi, Ascomycota, Pichiomycetes, Serinales. The coding region runs from base 404 to 586 and encodes 60 amino acids. The record is from RefSeq and is a predicted model, not a curated record. The transcript has a single exon.
AUUGCCAUUACCUAUGCAUCGAGAAAUGUGAUUCAACCAGGACUAAGGGGUGUAGGUGGUAAUCAUGAUUCUACUUCGUUUAAUCCCUUACAAAAAGAUUUACUUAGCUGAGAAAUGCUUGGAGUAUCCCUUUAAUCACCGAUAGCUGUCCUGUUAAAGUGUGCUAUUCUGAUAUGACCGCUUUUCCGUGAUUCGAGCUUUUAAACCCCCGAUUCGCCUCCCUUAAAGCUGUUGAUACCCGCACUUAAAUCUCACCUCAGAGAUUAGCACCCUUGCUGUUGUGAUUUGGUGGCUGAUUUCCCUCUGUCGAUUUAUAGAGAAGAGGUGCUAGUCUGAGCACGGCCGUAUGGUGAACCCCUGAUUUAAAAGAGGUCAUUCUAUAACUGGGUUUCUCGGAAAAAUUAUGUUGAGGGUUUCUGUCUUAAUCGGAAACUCUGAGAACAUGUGUGUAAACAGGCGUUUGUUACAUUUUCAAGAUCUUAUGAUCAAUAAUCUGUCAACCGGUAUUAGUAUGAACGCUUCCUUAAGUUUCAGACUCGAAAAAUUAAUAAAAACGGUUAAUCAAAUAAUGAGUGAAUCAGACUGACCAAUAUCCUAGGUUAAACACACCAUAUCUUGAA